AGAUUUGAAGGUACAAAAAGUCGAUAAAUUGAAAAUAUUGUCGUGCUUUUCUGCUCGGGAAAUUUUUCUUAAAUAAGUGAUAAAUAUGUCUGCAACCGAGACAGAUAUCUCUAAAAUGAAGGUGGCUGAACUGAAGGCUGAGCUAAAGAAGCUUGGUCUUCCAACCACUGGCCAGAAAACAGAACUGAUCAGCCGCCUUAAAGAAGCCUUACAGAGCACAGAUGAUGACAUUGGUGACGAUGAUGAGGGAGAUGAUGUCCUGCAGGAUGACGAUGAAAUCAUCCUUGCAGAAGAACAAGAGACAGUCACAGAAAGCAAAACAGAAGCUGAAAAAGAAGCCAAAGAAGAGGUUGAAAACGAGAAGCCAGAGCCCAAAGUCAUCUCUACCAAGAUGUCAGAGGAAGAUCGAUUAAAGAAGAGAGCAGAGAGGUUUGGAGCAUUAAAUGAUGAUCUGAAAAAGAAAGCAAGAGCCGAGAGGUUUGGUGGGACUGUGCAGGCUAGCAAUGGAAAAAUCACAUCAGAUGUUGCUACUGAUGUUGACAAACUCAAGCAAAGAGCAGAGAGGUUUGGGACGGUGGUAGCUCCAGUUUUGUCCAAGGUUGCUACAACAGAGAAGCUGAAAGAGAGAGCGGAGAGGUUCGGUACCGUCGUAGCCCCUGUACUAUCUAAGUCAGCUGAAGAGGAGAGACUACUAAAGAGGAAGGAGCGAUUCGGAGCCAGUGUUACCUCAGCAGCAUCCACAGAUAGUUCAGAGGCAAAGAAAAAGCGAGCUGAAAGAUUUGGAUUGACGUAAAUGGGAUUCACAAGAAUCAUUGGACCAUGCAAUGAACUUCGCUUACUUCCUUUCAUCUCUUGAAUCGCAAUGAAGGCUGCUAACAUGUUUUCAUAGUUAUACAACAGUUAUUUCUGUAAAAAAGAAAUCAUGUUUUAUUUUAAGUAUGUAAAAUCUUCAAACAGAAUGUAUGUUAGUUUAGUUGAACCACAUAUUAUGAGUUGAAAAAUUCAGUUUUAAAGAAUGCUACCCUUUACUCUUAGUUUAAUAUGAAGAGCAUUUCCUCUUAAAGAAUUAUUCAUAUUUUAAUAUUCCAAGAAUUUUGUAAAGCUAGGAAAAAAAAGAGAAAUACUUGUUUGAGAAAUCUGGCAGAUUAUGAAAUCCAUGUAUGCAUGCAAUGUGUAUGUAUGUAUGUACAGGUUUACAGCUCAUACAGUAUGCUAUUAGGUUUACAGCUCUUACAGUACAGAUUUACAGCUCAUACGGUACAGGUUUACAGUUCAGACAGUACUCAACAAACAACGUGUAUAGUUCUGCUGACAUCCUUAUCCCAAAUUUUGCAAACCAACUUUUAAUUAUUAUAAAAUUUACCUGAGAUAAACUGAUUUGCUUUGAAUAAUUUUUUCUAUUUAUAUGUGAUGUUAUUUAUACAUCCAUACAGCAAGGAUUGGUUGUCAUUGAGGCUCUCUUGAACUUUGCAAAAAUAAAUUCUGGCAUGGGAAUAAAAGUUGGUGUUCAAUAUGCAGUCAUAAAUUAUUUUUUUAUAAAUUUUCAUCCCAUGUCUUUAAUUGUCAUCUUUUUACACUGUUUGCAAAUGACAGCAAUUCAGAAGUACAUAUCAAGGUACAUGGACUGGUAUUUGAUUAUUAAAAGGGUAGCCAUGGACAAAACAGUUGAAAUUAAACCUGGGUAUUUUUGUAACAUGCAUUUUAACUGCAUACUCAUACUGUCAUGCAUAUAGUUUAUUUUCAAAUGAUUUUUGUCCAAAACGAAAUCUAGUUUGUAACGAAGCCAAAUUUCAAUUUUGUUGAUGUUCAGUGGUAGAUUUUUUUCCCCCAAAGAGUCAUUAGAUAUACUCAGUGGAGUAUACUGAUGUCCGUACAAAAUCAUGUAUUUGUGUUUUUUAGCUUAGAAAAUCAUAUUACAUAUUUUUUCAUAGUAAAGUCUUACUUAUGAACAUCCAUCUAUAUGUGAAUCAAUGCUAUCUAAACCUGUACUAUAUCAGCUAAAA
Molecule: messenger RNA, 2003 nt
Organism: Magallana angulata
Lineage: Eukaryota; Metazoa; Mollusca; Bivalvia; Ostreida; Ostreidae
Product: SAP domain-containing ribonucleoprotein-like
Exons: 11
Coding region: 86-793 (235 amino acids)
Biological process (GO): poly(A)+ mRNA export from nucleus
Cellular component (GO): nucleus
Source: RefSeq, a predicted model, not a curated record